Molecule: messenger RNA, 1309 nt
Organism: Heterotrigona itama
Lineage: Eukaryota; Metazoa; Arthropoda; Insecta; Hymenoptera; Apidae
Source: the annotation of a GenBank genome assembly
AUGUUACAAGAAAAUAAUUCAGCAACCACUGCAGUCACGAGAAAUGUUUUCAUUACUUCAUUAAUUGUAAGUAAACUUCUAUAUAAUUAAUGAAUAAUCAAGCAUGCAUGUCUCGAUUAUCAAUACUAUGUGGAAAUUCGUCACAUUCUGAUGCAAUAUUUAAUACUUUAAUAGUAAUAAUAAAACUUUAUCUAUAAUCAUUAUAUAUUAAUUAUUCUUUCAAUCUUUUUCACUGAUUUUUGUCAUUUAUUUAUUUAAAAAUAAUAUAUUAAAUAUAUUAAAAAUAUAUAAUAUAUAAAUAUAUUAAAAAAUUAAAAAUAAUUUAUAAUUAUAUAUUUUAUUCAUUAUUUAAAAACUUAUAAAUAUUUAUAACAAAGAAAUAAAUAUUAUAACUUAGAAAUUAUUAUUAUUAUUACACUCAGUAACUAAUAGAUAUUUUUGUAAAUAAAAAUUGUAUUUAUUUUUGAUACAAUUUAUUGAGAUAACCAAUUUUUUAAACAAAUAUUUAUUGCAUAUAUUUUUAAGAAAAAUAAUAUUUAUUUCACAACAGUCAGGUGCCUUUGCGGGAACUACGUGCGAUUUCAUAUCAUACCCUUUGGAUACGCUUAAAACACGAUUACAAAGUCAACAUGGUUUUUUUAAAUCUGGCGGUUUUAAACAAUUAUACAAGGGUUUGGGCCCUGUAAUGAUAGGAUCUGCACCAUCGGCUUCCCUAUUUUUUAUAAGUUAUGAAAGCAUAAAAGUAAUGUUUCAACCUCAAAUACCUGAACAAUAUCAUGCAUUUAUACAUAUGACUGCUGCAUCAUUGGGAGAAAUGGUUGCAUGUCUUAUUCGAGUCCCAGUAGAAGUAGUGAAACAAAGAAGACAGGCGCUUUUAAGUGAUGCCCAUAAAUUACCAUUGAGUGCUUUAUAUCGUGGCUACGGAAGUACUGUUAUAAGAGAUUUGCCGUUCGGUUUAAUACAGAUGCCACUCUGGGAGUAUUUUAAACUUUAUUGGAAAAAAAACGUAAAACGUGAAUGCACGUCCGUAGAGAGCGCUAUCUGCGGAUCGGUGUCAGUUGCUAUAUCUGCGGCUCUUACAACACCUUUAGACGUUGCAAAAACUAGAAUAAUGCUGUCAAAUGUGACGGCAGGGAAAGAUGAGAUAAAAAUAUCCGUGAUGUUAAAUAAAGUUUACCAUGAUCAUGGUUUUAAAGGACUUUUUGCAGGAUUUGUACCAAGAGUUGGUGGUUUCACAAUUAGUGGAUUCGUAUUUUUUGGUGUUUAUGAAAAAGUUAAAGAAAUUUGUACUAUAGUUUUCUCACCAUAA